Sinocyclocheilus rhinocerous is the source of this 4000-nucleotide messenger RNA. RefSeq names its product upstream-binding protein 1-like. The record is from RefSeq and is a predicted model, not a curated record. Lineage: Eukaryota; Metazoa; Chordata; Actinopteri; Cypriniformes; Cyprinidae. The transcript has 16 exons. Gene Ontology annotation, molecular function: RNA polymerase II cis-regulatory region sequence-specific DNA binding; DNA-binding transcription activator activity, RNA polymerase II-specific. Gene Ontology annotation, cellular component: nucleus. Gene Ontology annotation, biological process: regulation of transcription by RNA polymerase II. The coding region runs from base 681 to 2318 and encodes 545 amino acids.
CAACGUGAUUGGCUGUCAGAUUCCAGACCCAGAUCCCUGCUGCAGCUCUCUCGCGUUUAGGGUUUGAAUGGUGGCAGACAGAGGGCCGCGUCCAUGUGUGGUGAUCUUUGGCCUCUUCCGAAAGAUCAAACGGGCGGGUCAACACGAUGAAAUUAGGCGAACGUUUUCGGACAGUAGAGAGCGUAAAGACACCGCACUGCGUGCAGGAUUAGAUGAAAGCGAGCGAACUCUGCCAACCCAGUUACUCGAGCGGACAUUGCGUGUGAAUGCGGUGACAGUCAACAGCGUCCUCCCACCCUGCUUUAUAUAAUGGAAGAUCGCAUACAUAUAUGAUGUGCUGCUGAUGUAUACGGGAUAACAUACGGGAGCUGGAAACGGAUAAUACACGAGGAGGUGUAACGUGGAGGGUUGAGUUGACUUCGCGACGCUGCAGCUCAUCCCGAGACUGUUAUUUCUCGCCUAUGUUACUGUGAAACUCAAGCAAUGGCGAGGCACACGGCAGUCAGGGCUAGAGCCGUUUGCCCUGCUUUCAACAGCUAGCCUUCCGCGGGUGGCCACCUAACCAGCUCUAGUAGGACUAGCUGACUCUUGCGGCAACGCGAGCUCCGUGCAGGUGCUGUCUGUACGAGGUGAAGCUGGCGGCGCUCCGGUUAGAGUCGGAGGAGAAGGAUCUAGGCGCCAUGGCGUGGGUGCUGAAGAUGGACGAUGCUACCAUCGAGUCUGGGCUAGUGCACGACUUCGAUGCCAGUUUGUCUGGCAUCGGCCAGGAGCUCGGGGCUGGCGCGUACAGCAUGAGUGACGUGUUGGCUCUGCCCAUCUUUAAGCAGGAAGAUGUUAGCGUCCCUGUGGAGUCUGACACCAAGAAUCCUCCGUUUCAGUAUGUGCUGUGUACCGCCACAUCCCCUGCUGUUAAACUGCACGAGGAGACGCUCACCUACCUAAACCAAGGCCAGUCGUAUGAGAUCCGAUUGCUUGAUAAUAGGAAAAUAGAGGAGAUGCCUGAACUCAACAACAAGACUGUUAAGAGUAUAGUUAGGGUGGUUUUCCAUGACCGAAGGCUUCAGUACAUGGAGCACCAGCAGCUGGAGGGCUGGAAAUGGAAUCGGCCUGGCGACCGCCUCCUCGACAUCGAUAUCCCCAUGUCAGUUGGCAUCACUGAGCCCCACACACACCCGUCACAGCUAAACGCUGCAGAGUUCCUGUGGGAUCUCUCCAAGCGAGCAUCUGUGUUUGUGCAGGUUCAUUGCAUCAGUACAGAGUUCACCCCGCGGAAACACGGUGGAGAGAAAGGAGUUCCGUUCCGGAUCCAGAUUGACACUUUUAAACAAAAUGAAAGCGGAGAGUACACCGAGCACCUGCACUCCGCCAGCUGCCAGAUCAAAGUCUUUAAGCCAAAGGGAGCAGACAGAAAACAAAAAACAGACCGAGAGAAGAUGGAGAAAAAGACAGUGCAGGAGAAAGAAAAAUAUCAACCCUCUUAUGACACCACUAUUUUGUCAGAGACUCGAUUGGAGCCUGUGAUUGAGGAGGCUGUAGAACAUGAGCUAAAGAAAUCCAGCAAGCGGACACUUCCUGCAGACUGUGGCGAUUCCAUCGCCAAAAGCAAAAGAGGAAGUUGCUCUCCAUGGCCAGAUAAUGCAUACGUCAACCCCAACACAGCAGCUACACCGACCUUCACCUCCAGCACACACACCUACAGCCCUAACAGCACAGUACCAGACAGUGAGUCGUCUUCACCUAACCAUCAAGGGGAUCUUGGUAGCCUCAUGUCUAUGGAGUCUCUGAGUCCCACAGCAUCUAUACAGGACACACAGAAGUGGAUGCUUAAGAACAGAUUUAACUCAUACAGUCGUAUUUUCACCCAUUUCUCAGGUUCUGAUCUACUGAAAUUAACUCGUGAGGAUUUAGUCCAAAUUUGUGGUGCAGCUGAUGGAAUCAGACUCUACAAUGCACUUAAGUCAAGAGCAGUGCGUCCCAGACUCACAGUUUACGUGUCCCUGGAGGCGUCUCAGAGUGAGAGCCCUCUACUGGAGAAACGUGGCCACAGCAAAAACGGCGAACACAGCAGUCCAACAUCCAUACCUGUUUACCACGCUCUUUACCUUGAGGAGAUGACGGCUUGCGAACUAACUAGGAAAAUCUCCAGUGUCUUGGCACUGCCGCUGUCCCACAUCAACCAAGUCUACAAACAGGGGCCCACAGGGAUACACAUACUACUCAGCGACCAGAUGGUUUAUAACUUCCCAGAUGAGAGCAGUUUUAUUGUCAGCACAAUACAAGAUGACACCAGUGAUGGAUUUCACCUAGUCCUGAAGUAGAGCUGCUGCAAGCAACGUGAAGCAGAGUGUGAUGACAUCUCAAGGCCUCCAUACUGCCAUUCUUGAGCAUUGAACAUGUUCCCUCCAUCCUCCUCUCUCUUCCUUUCCUCAUCUCUCUCUCGUUCUUCACGUCUCGCACGUCGGAGGAGAGAGAGAUAGCUGGGGUUGGGCAGGGCCUCCUAACUGUUAGAAUCUGACUUCAGUGUGUAAAUUGUUUCAUAUUGAAAACACUUAAACUGAUGCCAGUGUGUGCGAGCAGUGGGCUUUUAAGUAUGCGUGCGAGUGCGUUUUUAAAGGUUGAAUCGGGAGGGAUGGAGGUGGGCAGAAACCGCAAGGAAGUGGAGGAGAAUUGUGACCACUUUUACUUCAGCAUGAUGUUCGUGGAAGAAUCUGAGUAUCCGGCGCCGCGAUACGGCUGUGCUCAGACUCUGUCCUCACUUUGCUAAUUAUGAACGUACAGUACUUACUUUAGUUUGUCUGCCUUUUGUCUGCGAGUUGUCAACCGUUUCGCUUCCUUCCCCUUCGGAUUGGCCUGCAGAUGCUAUCACAAACCCCUCGGUAGAUAGUAAUGACCUCUUUUUUAAAUGUGGGGAAACGCGUCCUGACUUAGGCAUGCGCAGGACGUCUUUAUGUCUGUCUGGCUGAAAUAAUUCCUUGAGUUUGAGUACGGUGCCCUGCAGCUAGCGUGAGGUUGUGAGACUCAAGUUUCGGCUGUAUCCUACUCUCGUAGAUGACAUUGUCAAUGCUGAUAUUGUUUUCCAAUUCCUCUCUCAAGACCAAUCGUUUCUGGUGCCAUUGUUUCUAUUGACUAGAUUCUGUUAGUUUCUUAGCAUUUACUUUGUGCUUAACGGGAUGAAUUAAGUGUCACCUGGUUCCACAUGUUUAGAAUUAAAUUAUGGUUUUUAGAUUGUGAUUGUCGUGUUUCGGAUUCUCUGUGCCCGGUAACUGCGUACCUGCCCUUUAUAGUAGCUCCUGGCACAGAUUAUAACACGAUUAUUGAUAAAUGUGCACAAUCACAAGCAGCCAUAAAUUAUAUUUCCCAUAAUGCCUUUGCUUUCUAUUAUCUUAAUUUUUUGACCUAGGAUAUGACGUCGGCUGGUGCUUUUCUAAAUGCACACGUGGUUUACCGUCAGCUGCUCCAGUUAAACCUAGCCAUCAUGGCUGCGGUCAGCAAGCCUUUUUUUUUAUUCUUUUUUUCCUUCUUAAAUAGAGACUGACUCAAUAGGUCUUCUAUCUUAGUAGUCAUGUAUUGGGCAGCUGUGCUUUGGCAUGUACUGUGCUUAUUAUUGCCACUUUAUAGAGGAGCAUGGUUGUAAGAAUGUUGACUCCUUUUAAUUCUCAUAAAAAAAAAUAAAAAAAUAAAAAAAAAGGAAUGACCAAGUCUGCACUGAAACUGAUACCACAAUGAAAUGGAUACUUUGCUGUUGUUGGAUGCUCACUUAGACUUUUGGUGUACACAGUGUUUCCAGGUUGAACAAAUGAUCCAAGUGUAAAUCCAUGAAGAGGUGUGUUGUUCUCUUCCUCUGAUCAAAUGCUGUGGAUCACCGGACUGUCCUCUGUGUUUCCGUGAUGAUAAUCAUGGUGCCCUCAUGUCACUGUCUGUCUAAAGAAGCCUCUCUUCCAUAGGGGGUGCUGAGAUGUACACAAUUAAUGCCUGUACCAGAAAUAAAAAUAAUUUUCAU